AUGACACCCAACCUCUCCCUCUACGCCAUCCCAGCAUACUGGCUACUAGCGCUGUAUCCGCAUGCUUAUGCCAUCACCCUCGUCAAACGCGCCAACAACAACAAAUGGAACAACGCCAACCCCCGCGGCACCUCCACAACCAACACCUACCAGAAAUGCGUCCCGGAAGCCACCUUCGCCCGCUUCGAGCGCGCCGAGGCGGCACACAAGAACCUCAUGGAGAAUGCGCCGUUCGUCGUUGGCGCCGUGGCGGUGGGGAAUUGGGCGGGUUUGGGGAGUGGAACGUUGAACACAGUCCUCGGAACGUAUCUAGCCCUCCGGGUCCUGUACGUGGCAUUCUACAUCAACGUCACGAGCAACAAGUACUCGUACCUCCGCACGCUGGUAUGGACUGCCUCGACAACGCUUCUUAUGGGAUUGUUCGUCAAAGCGGGUAACAAGAUCGCUUUUGCCUAG
Messenger RNA from Westerdykella ornata, 456 nucleotides. RefSeq lists its product as uncharacterized. The coding region runs from base 1 to 456 and encodes 151 amino acids. The record is from RefSeq and is a predicted model, not a curated record. Gene Ontology annotation, cellular component: membrane. The transcript has 3 exons. NCBI's taxonomy places the organism in Eukaryota, Fungi, Ascomycota, Dothideomycetes, Pleosporales, Sporormiaceae.